Messenger RNA from Oncorhynchus keta (chum salmon), 4299 nucleotides. RefSeq lists its product as uncharacterized. The coding region runs from base 1960 to 3471 and encodes 503 amino acids. The record is from RefSeq and is a predicted model, not a curated record. Lineage: Eukaryota; Metazoa; Chordata; Actinopteri; Salmoniformes; Salmonidae. The transcript is spliced from 3 exons.
UAAUAAAAUGAGUAAUCACUUAUUAAUAUGCAUUGUCAUGAAACAGGAAGGGAGUAGGUCUCGAACCGUCAACCUUCUAGCCCGAAGUCCAGCAAGCUGUCGACUGUGCCCCAAAAGCAUUCUCAAGCGGCAGAGUGGAUAUCCGCGCUUAUAAACCCAGGGUCGUCACAGUAUAUGUAUAUAAAAUAAAUUGUACACAAGAGGGCAUGUGACACCAUUUUUUAGCAAGGCUAUGCUGUGGUCAUAGGUAUGAGGUGAAGCCGAGUACAGUAGACCAGCACAGCUGUGCAAAACAUUUGUAUCGCAUAACCUUGUGUGUACAAUUGCUUUUCUACAAUGGGUUACUUAUUACAUUAAAUGAAAUGUACGCAGAUAACACAAUCACUUCAAACUGAAGCUGGAGAGAGAGAGCAAACCAGCUGCAUUUCAUUUAGUUUGACCUGUUCUUCGGUGGAGAUCGAUUUUUUUUAAAACUAUGUUGCAAAGGUCGGAGAGGCAGAUAGCAACGUUUAUUCAAAUCAAGCAAAGCAAGUGUUAGGCUGAAAGCAAGACAAAAUAACAUCUAGAUGCGUUUUUACAGUGAAGUUAAAGUUCCAAUGCCGCUGUUUUCAUCUCAAUAUCAAAAUAAUUUCUGGGUUACAAUGAGGUACCUUUACUGUGCUUUCUGGGUUACAAUGAGGUACCUUUACUGUGCUUUCUGGGUUACAAUGAGGUCCCUUUACUGUGCUUUCUGGGUUACAAUGAGGUCCCUUUACUGUGCUUUCUGGGUUACAAUGAGGUACCUUUACUGUGCUUUCUGGGUUACAAUGAGGUACCUUUACUGUGCUUUCUGGGUUACAAUGAGGUCCCUUUACUGUGCUUUCUGGGUUACAAUGAGGUACCUUUACUGUGCUUUCUGGGUUACAAUGAGGUACCUUUACUGUGCUUUCUGGGUUACAAUGAGGUCCCUUUACUGUGCUUUCUGGGUUACAAUGAGGUACCUUUACUGUGCUUUCUGGGUUACAAUGAGGUCCCUUUACUUAUAGGAGAUAACUGAGGAUGAAUCAACAACAUUGUAGUUACUCCACAAUACUAACCUAAAUGACAGAGUGAAAAGAAGGAAUUUGGCAAAGAAAUUACAUUUAUGUCCUGAAUACAAAGCAUUAUAUUUGGAGAAAAUCCAACACAACACAUCACUGAGUACCACGUUUCACAUUUUCAAGCAUGAUGGUUGAUGCAUCAUGUUAUGGGUAUGCUUGUCAUUGGCAAGGACUAGACAUUUUUGGGAGGAUAAAAAUAAACUGAAUAGAGCUAAACACACUAGAGGAAAACCUGGUUCAGUCUGCUUUCCACCAGCAGACAAUAACCUAAAAUAAGGCCAAAUAUACACUGGAGUUACUUACCAAGAUGACAUUGAAUGUUCCUGAGUGGCCGAGUCACAGUUUUGACUUAAAUUGGCUUGAAAAUCUAUGGCAUUACUUGAAAAUGGCUGACUAGCAAUGGUCAACACCCAAUUUGACAGAGCUUGAAGAAUUUAAAAAAUAAUAAUCUGCUAAUAUUGUACAAGACUGCUGUAAUCGAUGCCAAAGGUGAUUUAACACCCAGGGGUGUGAAUACUUAUGUAAAUGAGAUAUUUCUGUAUUGAAUUUUCAAUACAUUUGCUAACAUUUCUAAAGACAUGUUUUCAUUUUGUCAUUAUGGGGUAGGGUGAGAAGAAAAAAAUAUAGGCUGGGCUGAUGGGACAGUGGAUGUGCAAUGGUUUCUCAGAAUGAACAAUAAAAAAGUAGCCUAUUUUUGCGUCAUAGGCCUAACCUUUGUAAACAACUUUUUUAGCACGGCUUAAAACGUACAGUAUCUCAACCAAUCACAAAGCUUGUUUUUACCAACCCUUUUUGGAUAUUAAUAUGUAUACAUCUGGAAAAGCUAUUGAACUUUAACACUGUAAAUAUACAUAUAUCUUUUUUCUUCUAAUUUGCAGUCAUGGCAUCUUCAGCACUGCUGAUACUCCUGUUAUAUGCAACCUCAAUUGGCACCACUGUAUCAAUUGAAGACUUAGAAUACUACACAAGAGAAAGAAUUGAAAAAUCUACUGAAUUAUUUGAAAAGAGUUUGGAAAUUGUAAAAAUAAUAGUUGAGGCAAAGGAUCCAUCAGAUUGGACUAGUGUACUUAAGAAAGUCUUAAAGUUCACGGCACGUUAUGGCCCUGCCUUUGGUGGUUUUGCUGGUGCUGCUGUAAAUUUUGCCCUGGCAUUUGUCGGUCAAGAUGACCCAGUGUUAGCUGAGGUGAAGACUCAGUUUGCAGAGGUUAACAGAAAGCUUGACUCAAUCACUUUGCAAAUCAACUCUCUGAAAACUGAAGUCCAGUGGGUAGCCUACACCAGUGUCUACUCUCAAGACGAGCUUAAGAUCAGCAACUCCUGGGACAUGUUCACGGAUUUCUUGACGGAGAGCAUGGCAGCCAAGGACAAGGACAAGAAGAGACAACUGGUGGAGAAGUUCACCCAGUUCUAUGAGAACACAGCAACUGAGAACAGCGUCACCAACUUCUACAAAUACCUGACGGGAGACCAGCCUUCACUCUCCGAAAACCUCCUGGAGCUCACAGUGAACAAAUUCAGUGGUGAAGUUGAAAAGGUGAAGACAUACAGCACAUAUUUCAGAGGUCUGAUGUGGAAGGGCCUGCAGCUGAAUCUCGUCUAUUACAAGCUGAAGGACUUCAACACAGAGGCCAAGGCCAAGCAGUCAAUUAUUCAGUUUUACAACGUUACCCAAGCUCACACACAAACAUUGCUGAAAUGCAUUGAGAACUUUGAACAGUACAUGAAGAAUGAUGUGGAAGUGAUUGGCACAUCCGAAUCCUUAGAAAUGAACCCACUAGCUACCAAAGUUAGAGAGUUUUUGAAUAAAAAGUACUUCUGGUAUGACUGGAUAGUUGCUGUGUACAAAAAGGAAGAUGCCAGUAGCCAUGACAUGUUACGUUAUAUCAAGAUUCCUCUUGAGAAGGUCAUUGUUGCUGUGAGCUUCUCAGAGAAAGGCAACCAUUUUAUUGGAAAUACUAUAAAAGAAUAUGCUUCUAACUGUGUGAAAAGCAUAGAGUGCUCAAAGCCUGAAGUGCUGAACAAACUUCCUGAAUGUUCAUAUAAAUACAGCAGGUAUGGUCCUUCUACAUACAAGUUGGCUAUGACUCAAAUUGCAGCUAUCCAUAUUUCAACAAAAAAAGAUGGGUUUUCUGAAACUCCAGAUGCGCUAAUCAGAAAUGACUGUCACUGGGGCUUCUUUUCAGUCUAUGUAAAAAGUGAUAACCAGAUUAAACAACUUGACCCCUGCUCUGGCAACACUGACUGUGGAAAUGGCCUAUGCAAGAGAAUACUAGACACCUCUUUGACAAUUUGUGAAUGCAAUGAGGGCUUCUAUGGUGAAAAGUGUGAGAUCAAUAUUCAGGACGAUGUGAUGACCGUGAAUGUAAAUGUGGGUGAAGAUGCCGAAGCAUAACAGAUGGCUGGUAGGGAGGAUGUGUAAUUGGCUGGAGCUAAAUACAUGUCAUGGUUUCAAACACAUCGUUUCUAUUUCAGCUGUUAUUGUGAUUCAUCCUCCCCUCACCUGCUUCCUGUGCAGAAUGUGUCUUUCCUUCUCUGUUCCUGCAGGCUCUCGUUUUGUCUAAUCUUGAUUAUUAUCCAGUCGUAUGAUCCAGUGCUACAAGGAAAGACCUAGUUAAGCUGCAGCUGGCCCAGAACAGAGCUGUACAUUUUGCUCUUAAUUGUAAUCAGAGGGAUGAUGAUGGCUAAUUUCCCGAGGUUGCAAAAUUCUGGUAACUUCCCCAAAAUUCCCAGGUUUUCCAGAAAUACCUGAAGAAAAGCAUGGGAAAUCCAGCAAACCUGGGGAUAUUAAAAAAAAUGGGAAUUUUGGGAAAGUUGACAGAAUUUUGUAAUGGUGCCAUUCUGCCAGAGAGUAGGACAUUCAUCUAACCAUCAUCAUUUUCAGAAUUCCGAAGUAAAAAUAUCCCCCAAUUGAAUCAUACAAAUCAUGAUCUAAGAAAAUGUAUAUACAUAAUCUUUUUUUUUUAAGUGACUGCUAUAAGCAACGCAAACGCAAAUAUUUCAGCCUCUAUCCUAUCACAUUUUUUCCAUUUAUGUAUAUUUGUACAGGAAUAUAUAUACACAGAUCAUCAUGUCUAAGAUCAUUGUUACAUGUAUCCAACAUAAACCUUCAACACCCUGUUAUGGAUAGACGAUGGUAAACCACUGUAAUGCUUUUAUGCUUGUGCUUCUGUAAAGCCAUACUUCAUUUUCUAAUGCAAUAAACAUUGAAUUCCGAAACCAA